AUGAGUAAAGUGAAAGCUACAAAGAGAAAAUCAACAGUUCGGCGGAAUUCCGGAUCCACAGAUCGGAGACACAAGAAAAGUGCAUCUUCAACAUCAAGGACCAGGUUGCAAAAAAGCACUGAGGCUAUAGAUUCUGCAACAGAUAAACUGUCCAAGCAAAUUGACAAAGAGCUCACGAAGCAUAUAUGGUUUCACGGUGUGAUGCCGCGAUCUGACUGUGAAGAAGUGUUGAAGAAUGACGGCGAAUUCUUGGUCAGAAGAACGACUGUUGCCAAAGUAACCACCUAUUGUAUUUCCGUUCGAUGUGGUGGCGAAAUGAAACACAUUCCAGUUGCACACGAAAAUGGAAUGUGGAUUUUGUUAGAUGACAAGAAACCCAGCUUAGUCGAGUUGAUAGAUCUAUAUGUAAGUCAAAAGAAGCCAAUACCGCCUUCAAACUCCGUGUUGACCAAGCCUAGGCCACGACCAGAAUAUUUUUUUCUGCAUAAGGAUGUGACGCUGGGAAAAAAACUUGGACGUGGUGCAUUCGGUGAAGUCUUUGCCGGAAAACUGAAAUUAAAAACGGGUCAGGAAGUUGAUGUAGCAGUAAAAACGGCUCGUGCACAGCAUCUCAAAAAAGCACAGCUCAACGCGUUUGUAAGGGAGGCAAAGAUAAUGCGGCGAUUGGAUCAUCCUAAUAUUGUUCGCUUCUAUGGAGUAGCUGCACAAGAGGAACCUGUCAUGAUUCUGUUAGAACUUGCCGUUAACGGUUGCAUGAAAGCUUACUUCCGUAAAACUGAAGUACCAGUGGAGCAGAAGCUAAAGUUCGCAACGGAUGCAUGCCGAGGAAUGUGCUACUUAUCGGGCGCAAAGGUCAUUCACCGUGAUCUCGCUGCCAGAAAUUGUCUUCUUGGACCUAGCAAUGAAGUAAAAAUUGCGGACUUUGGUCUUUCGGUAAUGGAUAAGAGCGAAUUGCGGUUAGACAAAUUGGAAAAGGUACCGGUUAGAUGGCUGUCUCCUGAAACCCUGACUGAGGGUGUCUUCACCACAAAAACUGAUGUGUGGAGUUUCGGCGUAUUGAUGUGGGAGAUCUAUGCGAGCUGUAAAUCCGAUCCAUUUCCUGGUCUUAACAACGCUCGUGCCAGAGAGCUUAUCACCGGACAGACACCGCCAAUGGGGCCACCUCCCAAUUCGCCACCAAUCGUGAAGCAAAUAAUGGAUUUGUGUUUCGUCAAGGAUCCUAAUGCUCGUCCGGAUUUCACAGCCAUUCUUGUCUUACUUGCUCCAUCUGAAGCUCCACCAGAGUCAGUAAGAAUGAGCACAACAGCUUCUCCUGGACCUAUUUCAGAAAAACGUUAA
Messenger RNA from Necator americanus (New World hookworm), 1338 nucleotides. RefSeq lists its product as uncharacterized. NCBI's taxonomy places the organism in Eukaryota, Metazoa, Nematoda, Chromadorea, Rhabditida, Ancylostomatidae. Gene Ontology annotation, molecular function: ATP binding; protein tyrosine kinase activity. The record is from RefSeq and is a predicted model, not a curated record. The transcript has 12 exons. Bases 1 to 1338 code for a protein of 445 amino acids. Gene Ontology annotation, biological process: protein phosphorylation.